AGACUUAGAAGGACAAGCGUGGCACGCGCUUUCAGCAAACUAAGGCAGCCACGCUGCCGGCCGGUUAUCUUCUUGCCACUUGCCAGUUAUCGGUCGUGCGUCCGCGAGAAAGAGGAUGGCUCGUUCGCUCCGCGAUUAACCCGUUUUCUCCUCUAAUCCCGCUCAUGUUUAUCUCAUCUGGAGUAGCUUCGAUUGCCCGCGAUUGCCGAAAUCUCUUAACGUCCGCGGUGAUUUUAAAGUGAAGGGGAUUUUAAAGCGAGACGAGGCCUUUGAAAAUGCCACGCGUGUAAGACAGAAAGGGCAAAAGAUAUUCCCGUUACCCCCGACACUAGCCUGCAGUAGCUGUUUUGCAUGACACCGCGAUGCACACGUCAGAGGAGAUAAAUAAUUGGGGCGAAAAUGGGUUAAUCUGUACGAAAUGAAACAAUCGCGCGCAGAUUUUGCUAAGUAAGUGCUCCAACGUGUAUAAUGUUCGGCUCGUUCAGCGAUCGCAGUCGGGGGUGCGUUUGAUGGAAAGGUCUCGUGAAAUUGCCCUUCGAUGGUGCAUGAUUCAAAUAAAUCGAAUAAAACGUUCGUGCAAGUGGAUUGUUUUGAUAGUGCGCAUCGUGCAUCGUUCUGGCCUCGGUGACUGUGAUUGUGAAUUGCCAUCGAUUUUCAAAAUUCCUAGAUCAGCCCGCAAAAAUCUAUAAAAAAAUUGCUGGUGGAUUCUACAUAAGGAGCCGAGGUGGCUUCGUCCGUUUAUGGAAUCGCGUACAUCACUCGUCACGUCACGAGCGAGGGCUCGUUUAAAUAUCCGUCCUGAAAAUAAAGACAUUGACACGAUCGAGGCGUUCAGUGCACGAUGAUGCUGGAUGGGAAUCGGCGCUCGUAGCGGCGUCCAACAGGAAGAUUAUGAGCCUAAUAAGGCUCUCUAGAUUGCCAGCGCACGUGGAGACUGAGAUAUGGCCGCGGUAGCUGGCAUUUAUGGCAUUUCGGAUGAUCGACACGUCAGACACAUCGAUCACCGGCAACGUGACCAAAUAUCGCUGCCGAAACUCAGCAGCCAGGACGAGGAUGGGACGAACCCCCACACCCAAUACACAGGCGUCACACACUUCGAACCCAUACCGCACGAUCAUGACUUCUGCGAAAGGGUCGUCAUCAACGUGAGCGGGCUACGGUUUGAAACACAGCUGCGUACGCUGAACCAAUUUCCGGACACGCUGCUCGGCGAUCCGACACGGCGGCUCCGAUACUUCGAUCCACUGCGCAACGAAUACUUUUUCGAUCGGAAUCGACCUUCCUUCGAUGCCAUACUCUACUACUAUCAGAGCGGUGGCCGCCUACGCCGCCCGGUCAACGUUCCGCUCGAUGUCUUCUCCGAGGAAAUCAAGUUCUACGAGCUGGGCGAGAUGGCUACCAACAAGUUCAGGGAGGACGAGGGCUUCAUUAAAGAGGAGGAGAAGCCGCUGCCGUCGCACGAGUUUCAGAGGAAGGUCUGGCUCUUGUUCGAAUAUCCGGAAAGCUCGCAGGGUGCCCGAGUGGUCGCCAUAAUUUCCGUCUUCGUGAUCCUCCUGUCGAUCGUGAUCUUCUGUUUGGAGACACUACCCGAAUUCAAGCACUACAAGGUCUUCAACACGACGACAAAUGGCACGAAAAUCGAGGAGGACGAAGUGCCGGACAUCACGGACCCGUUCUUCCUAAUAGAGACUAUCUGUAUCAUCUGGUUCACGUUCGAGUUAACAGUGCGCUUCCUCGCCUGCCCAAAUAAAUUCAACUUCUUCCGUGACGUAAUGAACAUCAUCGACAUCAUCGCGAUCAUUCCAUAUUUCAUCACCCUCGCCACGGUAGUGGCCGAGGAGGAGGACACGCUGAAUUUACCCAAGGCGCCGGUAAGCCCGCAGGACAAAAGUACGAACCAGGCGAUGUCCUUGGCGAUACUCAGGGUGAUCAGGCUGGUCCGAGUGUUUCGGAUAUUCAAGUUAUCCAGGCACAGUAAAGGCCUCCAGAUCCUCGGGCGAACCCUCAAGGCCUCCAUGAGGGAACUCGGGUUGCUCAUCUUUUUCCUUUUCAUUGGUGUGGUGCUAUUCUCGUCGGCGGUAUACUUCGCGGAGGCCGGCUCCGAGAAUUCGUUCUUCAAGUCCAUUCCGGACGCGUUCUGGUGGGCCGUUGUCACGAUGACGACCGUGGGCUAUGGUGACAUGACGCCCGUGGGAGUUUGGGGGAAAAUUGUGGGCUCGUUGUGCGCGAUCGCCGGUGUCCUAACGAUUGCUCUACCCGUUCCCGUAAUCGUCUCCAAUUUCAACUACUUCUAUCAUCGUGAGACUGACCAGGAGGAGAUGCAAUCGCAGAACUUCAAUCACGUGACUAGUUGCCCGUAUCUUCCUGGCACCUUAGGCUUGAAGAAAAUCUCGAUGUCGGAGUCCUCAUCGGAUAUAAUGGAAUUAGAGGAAGGCACCCUAUUUACUCAUCCAGAGAUUACGAAGAAGUCAAAUUGCAACCCUCGCCAUAAUAACAAUAUCAAUCCAGCCUGCAUGAGCAUCGAGACUGACGUCUGACUACUAGUGAAGGAGACGGUGGCAGCGUGGUGGCCGUUACUGAGCCAGUUGUCAAAGGGCAACUGCAUCUCCCUACGGUGCCUGACGUAGGCCUCCUUCACCUCUGUCAUCAUAGUCGUAAGCGGCUGGCAUCACUCGCCAGCCUGUCCAGGUCCGUUAUUGCGAGGGGCGUCUCGGGUCAGAAACACGCGAAGGAUCACCGGGAUCGUGGUCCUUCGGGGAGCCUGAUCAGGCUGCUUUUUCCAUCUGAGACGUAGCGAGAAACGGAAGAGAGGUAGGGUGGGUCCAAGGACGUGCGGGAAGCGAGAAAUGGGGAUGGGAUAAAUCUGUAGCCUAUUCUCGAGACAUCGUCGCCUACCCUGCCACCUUCUCAACGAGCUUGCGCCCCGCGUAAGGACCCACGUGCGAACGAAGGGGGCGGGAUUAUUCUCGUUUGUGUGCGAGCGUGCACGCGUACGGCCCAACCCCCGACACCACCGACUCCAGUGUUCAAAACAAAAAAAAUAAAGAUAACAAACGAUAGAAACAUCCGAAGAAGCAUCACGGCGUUCUCGUAUAAGCGCUGCUGAGUGUCCCCCCGUCCUUACGGGCUCCUCCGACUUUCGGAAUGCCACACGGGUGAAAUAGAGAAGGAGGAGCUAGUAGGUAGCGGAAGCAACAAAUGGGGAACGUACCAGAUAAUAUUAUAUUAAUUAUUAUCGGUAUAAAUUAAUUGCGUACCGUACACGUAGGGCGAGGGUAAGUUAACAAAGUAUGUUUUAUGAUAAAUCGCGGACAUGCGAGGACAUUUAAAAACUGCUGCUUGCGGAAGAGACAAAAGAGGGAAACCGACAAGGAAGCUUGCGAAAGAUGCAUCAAGAAUGAAGGACCGAACCAUAAUCACCACAGACAAAGAGAAAGAGAGGGGAGGGGGCGGGAGGGAAGGAAAACGAGAGUUAGAGAUGGAGUGUGUGUACGGCGUAGACUGUUCCGUUCCUCUUUGGUUUUUCUUUUUUUUAACCGAAGGACACCGAAUAAGCCGAUUUUCGAAUCUAUUUACCAUUACGAUAUGUUAUUCGACAAUUUAUCCUUUCGUUACAUUCUUGUUACAUUCGCACACAUGCACAUGUAAUACAUUUAAAUGUUGAUAAAGCGAUAACGUCGAACAUUAAUUGACGAAGUUCAAUCAUUUCUUAAAAACGAAAGGGUGAUCAAUUUCAGAUUAUUGAUUGUCGCAUAAUCAGAUUUGCAGAAAUGAUGACCUAAACAAUUUUUAUGAUAUCCACAAUGUGAUUACAAAAAUUAUUCUAGCAAUUUUGAAUUGCACCCCCGCUGCUUAAAAUUACUACCGUAAAAUUAUAUGUAGAUUGCAUUUUUCAAGAAGCUUCUCGACAUUCAAAUUAUAGUACAACGUUGUGUUUAUGUUUAAAGCUCUUAUCGUAUGCAAGAGUCAUCUAUUCGCUUGUCCGAGGCUAAGGGAAGCAGAAACUACGUACCAGUAUUAAGUGACGGGGGUGUAUAUAUUGAAUAGCGAAUUCCGAGAUGUUAUACAAUAAAUCGGAUAUGAAUAUCAAGACGAUGCGAGAAAUUGUAACGAUAAGAAACGUCCAACAACCAAAAAAAAAACCGAAGAUGUCUGCCGAUGGCGCGCGAAUUUUAUGCCCAAAUCAUAAUUUCAAUCUCUCAAGCGUACAGUUUGAUAUUUCUGUCUUCGAUAUGUGCGAUAACCAUUUCUCGAAAAAUCGUGGUUGAUUGCUUGCAGAAGCAAGAUAGCGACGAUGACAACUAGCACGAACAAGAGUUUGAAACAUGUAUGUUGAUAAUAAUUCGUAUAUCACGUUCUUCGUCUUUAUUCAAGCUCAAAGAUGAAAGGAUCACUGUGAUUACUUACAAAAAUAAUUUUUGAUUGAGCUGUCAAGGCUACCUCUUUGACGAUGAACAACAGAAACUUGUAACACGUUGAAAGAAAGCUUAUAUAUAGCUCUUAUAGCUUUCCUCUUCCUCUCUUAUAAGUAAAUUAUUUUAUGUGAUUAGUAUUCUUUGCAAAGGUGGUUUCUAACUUGUUCGGAGAAGAAAAACAUUGCACUGUGUGUCAGUUUGAUGACAGAAAGAGAAGAAGCCAGUGUUUCAAGCUCUAAGUUAAACAGCAGUUUGUGUCAAAAAAAGGAAGAGGAAGACAUGUGAUACUGAAAUAAGCUACUGUCUGGAGAACGAAUUGGCAUGCCAAUCGAUCCUCGCACCCAAUCACACAGAGUUUUCAAAUCCGUUCAUCUUUUUCCGUACGACGAAAGUACGUUGCAGAAUUGCCAAGACUGCCAUUUCACAUCUCUCGAUUUAUAUCGCGCCAAGGUGUUACCCCAAGUACAUUCUACGGAGUCAAACCGACCCGACCCGAUCCGAUCGAUCCCCGAUAUGCUGAUUCGAUCUGAAUUCCAAAGUCGACUCAUGGGACGUAUCUUCGCUCGCAUAGAGUUCAAGAGCACGAGGAAGGAAUCCGCAAAAGAGAAAAUGCAAAGUCAUUGUUCCAUUUCUCAAAGUUAUCAAUAUUCGAUCGCCGCUUGAUUCGACCAAAAAAAGAAAGAACAAAGCCACUCACAUAAACUUUUUCAGUAUCUCAUUACUGUAACGUUAUAUUGUCCAUUGAUUGUCACAAAGACGGUUCAGUUUUGUUAAUAGUGGAAGCUAAUUAAAAUUUGCAGAAUAAGGAUUCUAUUAAAAUCUUUGUGUUCAAUUUGAUACUGAAGGAGUUAAUUAUUUUAGAAUAGAAAGAAGACGCACGGCAUGUAAUUUAAGGCUGAUACAUAAUGAAGAUUUUAAAUAAAAUAUAGGAGCAAGAAUUAAAAAAUUAGCCAAUACUAACUUAAAGAAUAAAGAAGUAGUUUUCUUUAUUCGUAGCGGUAAUACACGAAAAAAAUAUAGAUGCUGUUGAACGGCAAAUCAACGGAAUAAUCUCAAUAUUAUGAUUGUCAGUUUUUCAUAAUGUGAGAAUUAGCGAAAUGCUUAGAAGAGGCAUUUAAUUAGAAAAUAAACAUGAUUGAGGCAUCAAAUAUUAAUGUUCUCCGUUUUUUAAGGCGGAAGUAGUUUUGCACUGUAAUUGGUGCAAAAGCGUAUAAGGAUCGAUCAUGGAUAUAUAUUGAUUCUCUAUUCGUUAUUUAACGCAUCAUUAAAUGUUUGUGUGCUAAUACCAAUUUGCAUUGGUUAUUCUUAUAUUUCAUUCUGUAUCAGCCAUUUUAGGCAAGCAAACAAUUAUGUGGGAAAACGACGAAGCAAAUAACCAGAGGGAGAGAAAAGAAAGAGGAAACAAUUGAUUCGAUUUUAUUAGGUAAUUUUAGAAGUGGAUUUAACAGAUGACUGAUCUCGUCUUUUAAUAGACACAAUGUUGAUAAUGAAAUUUUAGUCCGCAGUAUGAUAGAGAUCGCAAAAGAGAUAGAGAGGAAGAGAGUGACAUGCCUGUGUGCGUGUUUGCGUAUGUAUGUAUGCGUGUGUGCACGUGAGAGGUGAGAAUGUGAGUGAGAGUUGGAGUGUAUGAUAGAGAAAGAGAGAAAAGAGAGAGAGAGAGAGAGAGAGAGAGAGAGAGAGGAGAGAGAAAGAGAGAGAGAGGUAAAAUAACAUAUUACUGAUACAAUAAUUACACGAAGAUUUACGUUACACGCUUUCAAUACAAUACUCAAAUCUUUCGCCUCGCUGAUUUAGUCCGAGAAAGGACGCGCGCGCGCGUAUAGAA
Molecule: messenger RNA, 6240 nt
Organism: Vollenhovia emeryi
Lineage: Eukaryota; Metazoa; Arthropoda; Insecta; Hymenoptera; Formicidae
Gene: shaker
Product: potassium voltage-gated channel protein Shaker
Exons: 10
Coding region: 942-2537 (531 amino acids)
Biological process (GO): protein homooligomerization; potassium ion transmembrane transport
Cellular component (GO): membrane; voltage-gated potassium channel complex
Molecular function (GO): delayed rectifier potassium channel activity; protein binding
Source: RefSeq, a predicted model, not a curated record